Messenger RNA from Protopolystoma xenopodis, 375 nucleotides. NCBI's taxonomy places the organism in Eukaryota, Metazoa, Platyhelminthes, Monogenea, Polystomatidea, Polystomatidae. The record is from the annotation of a GenBank genome assembly.
AUGAUUGAAACGGCAUUCACCUCUUCCAAUGCCGGUCUCUCUGGCCCACAUAAUAACUCAGCCGGUAUUCCAUAUACAGGUAGUCAUCUGUCCUCCGAUUUCUCCUCAUCUUCUGAGGCUUCUUCGAUAGUGUCAACUACUCUGAUGGCUCACCAAUUAGCACGCGUCGCCUCAGCCAACUGGACAACUCGAGCUGUCUUCGCCCGUAGCCCGGCUUCUUCGCUUCGACGGUGUGCCAUCGAUUUAAUAGGCAGAGGCCUAGACGUUUGGGAGGCGUUUCUCGACACCGGACAGCUCCUUAAUGCUCUUCUUAAUCUGGCAGCUCCGGCCGAAGAUAUGUUGCAAAGGUCAGAUUUAUAUAUUUUUAUCGACUAG